UAUGUGUAAUGUGUCAGAUCUGCAGUAGAGUAAAAAUGAGACCCAAUACCCAAAUUCGCCGGAUUUGUUUGUUUAAUUGUCUUCUCUCUUCUCUCUCUAUACUUUUUUUCUCAGCUUUAGUAUAGUAACUUGAAAAGGUUAAAGGCGUAUACAUACAGUUUGUAUAAUAUGACAGACCCCGCAAUUAAACUCUUCGGCAGGACAAUUCAGUUGCCGGAUAUUCCGGAUUCUUCGGGAGCUCAGGGAGAUGAUUCUUUGCCGGGAGACAAUAACGGAGAAUUAGAAGAAGAAGAUGAAGAAGCUCAUAAGGAUGACUUUGGAGGAAACCUGGAUGAUGACGAGGAAGAGAUGGAAAUUUUGACUGGCAAGGAGCUGCAGGAUCAGAAUUCAGAACCAACUAGAACUGAUAGUAUAAAGGAGCUGCCUGUUGAUAACGACUGUUCAAUAAGACCUUCAAAAAGUGAAGAAGAGCAAGGAGAAGCAAGUAAUUCGCAAGAGAAAAUCCUCAAAAAGCCAGACAAGAUAAUUCCAUGUCCUCGGUGCAACAGCAUGGAAACCAAAUUUUGUUAUUUCAACAAUUACAAUGUGAACCAGCCUAGACACUUCUGCAAGAGUUGCCAGAGAUAUUGGACAGCUGGUGGGACCAUGAGGAAUGUGCCUGUAGGUGCUGGUCGUCGGAAAAACAAGAACUCUAUUCCACAUUACCGUCAAAUAUCUGUCUCUGAAACACUUUCGAAUACACAAACAGAUUAUCCAAAUGGAAUACAACAGCCUAUUCUUGCAUUUGGCUCCCCUACACCUCUCUGUGAAUCAAUGGCUUCAGUUUUGUAUAUUGCUGACAAAACAAUGCAUAAUUGCUCACAAAAUGGGUUCCACAAACCACAGGAGCCUGGGGUUCCAGUUAGUUACGUAGUUGGAGAUAAUGGAGAUGACCAUUCCAGAAGAUCCUCAGUGACUUCUGCAAAUUCAGAGGAUGAGGUUAACAAAACUGUACCAGACCUGUUAAAGAAGAACUGCCAUAACUUUCCACCUUACAUGACUUACUAUCCCGGGGCUCCUUGGCCAUAUCCGUGCAGUCCUGUCCCGUGGAACUCUGCAGUCCCUCCUCCUGGUUAUUGCCCUCCUGGUUUUCCUAUGCCGUUUUACCCUGCAGCUUCUUAUUGGGGUUAUACUGUAGCAGGUUCUUGGAAUGUUCCUUGGAUGUCCCCAGCUACUGUUUCCCUAAUCCAAACACCUACGACUUCUGGUCCUAUUUCUCCCGCUCUGGGGAAACACUCAAGGGAUGAAAACGUACAAAAACCGCUGAGUAGCAUGGAAGAACCUUCAAACGAGAGUAAUCCUGAGAAGUGCCUCUGGGUCCCAAAAACUCUGCGAAUUGAUGAUCCAGGAGAGGCUGCAAAGAGUUCUAUAUGGGCGACAUUGGGAAUAAAACAUGAUACCGUUGAUUCAGUUGGUGGAAGUCCUUUCAGUGCUUUUCAGCCGAAAAAUGAUGACAACAAUAGGGUUUCAGAAAACUCUACUGUAUUACAAGCAAACCCAGCAGCAUUGUCUCGGUCAGUAAAUUUCAAUGAGAGCUUAUAAGCAGUUGUGAAAUCAUUGAGAAUGUGAAAUUCAGACAGUGUUGGCAAGGCCAGGCAGGAAUUCUUCUGCUCAGUAACUCUUAAACUACUGUUACUUGUCGGCUUGUUUUGGUUAGCGUGAGUUCUUCACACAGUAGUGUUGGCUAAACUGUAGGAUAGGUUCCUUCAAUUUCAUUCAGAUCGGAGUAGAUCAAUAUCUUGCAGCUAAUAUCUCCUUCUUGUGUGAAAAAGAAAGGUUCUUUUUGGUUGAUAGUGUUCUCUUUUUUCUUUUCCAUUUUUCGUAGUUGAUGUAUAUAAUUGUAUUUAAGAAAGUGAGAGGUAAACUAGGCUGUUUGUGUAGCAAAUUUGCCGUGUGAUGAAUAAGUUGAAGGUAAAAUUAAAAGUUCAUUAUUUGCUUAAUCA
Messenger RNA from Solanum pennellii, 1982 nucleotides. RefSeq names its product cyclic dof factor 2. The record is from RefSeq and is a predicted model, not a curated record. Gene Ontology annotation, molecular function: DNA binding; DNA-binding transcription factor activity. Lineage: Eukaryota; Viridiplantae; Streptophyta; Magnoliopsida; Solanales; Solanaceae. The transcript has 2 exons. Bases 169 to 1581 code for a protein of 470 amino acids. Gene Ontology annotation, biological process: regulation of DNA-templated transcription.